This is a messenger RNA of Gongylonema pulchrum, 906 nucleotides long. The record is from the annotation of a GenBank genome assembly. Lineage: Eukaryota; Metazoa; Nematoda; Chromadorea; Rhabditida; Gongylonematidae.
GACCAUGUUGAAAUGUCGGAUUCUGAUGCUUUACGUGCUGCCGUUCUUGCACUGCAGAGAAAAGAUGUACAAAUGAAAUCCGAAGAGCCAUCUUCCUCUGAACUUUACAUAGGCAACAGUGCAUUGGACGCUCUUGAAGCGCAACAGGAGAGUAAACAGACGACGGAUUGUGAUGUUUCGAAAAUCAAGGUUGAAUUCGACGCCCCGGCUCGUCCCAGCCUCCAGUACGACGGUGCACCGGCAAACCAUAGCACUCCUCCGCACGAUAGCACAAUGAAUCAAUACGAAAAUGGUCUGGAAUCAAUUGAAAUUGCGCAGCAAAUCCCCGAUUAUGGUCUGGAAUCAAUUGAAAUUGCGCAGCAAAUCCCCGAUUAUGUUUCUGGAGAAGACAGUGCUUCAUCGGCCUAUCACAACAAUGAUGCAUGGUGUGUUUCUGCUCGUGUCCCUCAGUGGGUUGUGAAGUGCGAAAAAGGUUUGGACUGCGACUUUUUGAGAACAAAUACUGUUGUCUUGCUGCAUGUGCUGGUGUUCGCUUGCAGUUGGGGCGUGUUUCAUGUGCCGGUGCUUCGGGUUGAGAAUUUUCAUGGAAAAAAGAAUGCUAUUGCGAUACCGGAACGAAACGGAUUUCGGCUUUACCGGAAGACACAUUUUACGGAGCAGCGCGAGUACUUCAGAUGCUCCGGAUGUGACUAUCUGAGACACAAAUACGGUGUAGACAAUAUGCCAGUUGCGAAAAUUGUAUUAAAAAAUGGCGAAGUGAUGGGCGACGCACGUCCGGCACACAACAUGCUCUGCCAGCUACGAAUGCCGUGGGAAUUCGAAGUGAGACAAGUGACCAGACGCACAAUAAAGCGACAUGACCAGGAUCACUACGCUUCUUCGGAUGCGAGCGAAGAGUGCUGCUGA